Cicer arietinum (chickpea) is the source of this 327-nucleotide messenger RNA. The record is from RefSeq and is a predicted model, not a curated record. NCBI's taxonomy places the organism in Eukaryota, Viridiplantae, Streptophyta, Magnoliopsida, Fabales, Fabaceae.
AUGCUACCAGCAGUUUUACAUAAUCAAUCCAAUAUUCCUGAUUUUGCUACAUCAAUUAUGAAACAUCAUGGAGGCACUUUUCAUUUUAAAAGACCUUGGUUUACAAAUACCAACUUUAUCCUCACCAGUGAUGCCAUGAAUGUGCACCAGUUCACAAGCAAGAAUUUCAUCAACUAUGGGAAAGAAUCUGAUUUCCAUGAGAUUUUUGAGUGGAUUUUAAAUUCUGGUCCAUAUGGAGUGACUAUGAAAGUUUUCAACUUUAUCAAACACAUUUCAACCCCUCGUCUCAUGUUUGCACUUUCAUCACGAGCUAAGGUUUAUACUUGA